Messenger RNA from Orcinus orca (killer whale), 2171 nucleotides. It is a transcript of the gene MUC21, whose product is annotated as mucin 21, cell surface associated. The record is from RefSeq and is a predicted model, not a curated record. NCBI's taxonomy places the organism in Eukaryota, Metazoa, Chordata, Mammalia, Artiodactyla, Delphinidae. Bases 206 to 1402 code for a protein of 398 amino acids. The transcript is spliced from 4 exons.
CCUCCCUUUUAUGAAGCUAUAAAGGCUCCUGCAGCUCUUCCAUGAUAAAGAAAGAGGCAACAACAUUGUGUGGAAGAAGCUCAAGAAGCCCAGGCAUCCAGUCUCCCACCCCGCUAGGCUCCAGAUUCUUUCCAAGAACACAUGCGUCUUGGCCACAUUUGGGAUCCAAGCGUCUUUUUUACCAGCCACAAAGAGGCAGAUCAAGAUGCAGAAAAGAAACAUUUGCCUUAUGUCCUGGUUGCUGUUGCAUCUCCUACUUUUGGAAUAUGGCAUAACCUCCAUUAGUGGGAGCACACCUAGCCCAACUUCCAGUGAACCCACCACAGCCAACACUGGAUCCAGUGCAACCUCCAGUGGGACUAGGACAGCCUCCAACACUAUAGCCAGCACGACCUAUGGUGGUACCAGCACAGCCACCAACUCUGGAUCCCAAGUGACCUCCAGUGGAUCCAGCACAACCUCCAAUACUGAAACCAGCAUGACCUCUGGAGGGACCAGCGCAACUUCCAAUACUGGAUCCAGCCUGACCUCUGGAGGAACCAGCACACCUGUCAACACUGGAUCCAGCGCAACCUCUGGGGGGACCAGCACAGCCUCCAAUACUGGAUCCAGCCUGACCUCUGGAGGGACCAGCACAACCUCCAAUACUGGAUCUAGUCUGACCUCUGGAGGGACCAGCACAGCCUCCAAUACUGGAUCCAGCACAACCCCUGGGGGGACCAGUACAGCCUCCAAUACUGGAUCCAGCCUGACCUCUGGAGGGAGCAGCGCAACCUCCAACACUGGAUCCAGCACAACCCUUGGGGGGACCAGUACAGCCUCCAAUACUGGACCCAGCAUAACCUCUGGAGGGACCAGCGCAACUUCCAAUACUGGAUCCAGCCUGACCUCUGGAGGGACCAGCACACCUGUCAACACUGGAUCCAGCGCAACCUCUGGAGGGACCAGCACAACCUCCAAUACUGGAUCUAGCCUGACCUCUGGAGGGACCAGCGCAACCUCCAACACUGGAUCCAGCACAACCCCUGGGGGGACCAGUACAGCCUUCAAUACUGGAUCCAGCGUGACCUCUGGUGAGACCAGCACACCUGCCAAUAUUGGUUCCAGUAUGACCUCCAGUGAGACCAGCAUAACCUCCAGUACUGGAUCCAGCACAACCUCCAGUGGGACCACCACGGCCUCCAACACUGGACCCAGUGCAACUGCAGGAGGCUCUGGUACACCCUUGACAAUUGGAAUAAUCACAACUUCCAACAGUACUAACACAAGUGCUGGAACUACAGUGAAUGAAGGGCCCGGUGGGUCCCUGAAGCCAUGGGAAAUCUUCCUCAUCUCUCUGGUCUCGGUUACAGUGGCUGUGGGAUUCUUUGUUGGGCUCUACUUCUGUGUGGUGAGUGCCUAAUAUAUAGGAAAUUGCCUGGGGGGAAGGAAUAGGGAACAUAGGGAAAUAAGGUAUGAAUAGUAGGGCCACCAAGUUAGGGAUGAGUAGGGAGGAAGGAAAAAUCAGGAGAAAGUUACGAAAGAGACAUAGCAAGUUAGAACCAGAGGAGCCAAUCAAUGUGCAGAGGAAGCCAUUGACUUGUGGGAAAGGGGAGCAAAAGAAGAAAUAAAGACUGGUGGAAGGACUGCUGAAUGAGGGAAAUGGUUUAAAGGGGGAGAAGAUUCCAGAAGGAGUCCCUGGUGAAGGCUUCUCGGGAGUGGGGGGGAAUCCAAUUCUGAAACGAUUCUGCCUUCUUUUUCUAGAGAAACUCCCUGUCCCUGAGAAAUGUCUUUGACACAGCUGUCUAUCCACUCCAUGGCCCAAACCUCGGCCCAGGCCCUGGAGGGAAUCACACAGUCCACCACCGGUCUAGGUGGAGCCCUAAUGGAUUCUGGAGGAGACCGGUAUCCUCAGUGGCCAUGGAGCUGAGAGAGAGCCACAAUGGGCUCUAAGUGGCUGCUGAAGCCAGAGAGCCACAUUUCUCACAGAGGAAGCCAGCCUGGGGGACCAGAGAUCUGAGUGUCCUUUCAUUCGUCCCCAGGAGUCCCCUCCCAGCUUUGUUUGGGUCUCUGCCAGUAUUGGGAAAGACACUUCCUCCCUCUCUCUUGCUUUUGCCAGACACUGGAAAGAGGAGACUCUGCUGGUCAUUUAGCUAAGAAAUAAACACAUACAAACUGUAUCACAGAGAGAA